CCAAUAAACGUCAAACUAGCAGAAAGACGUUACUGUAGCAGGGACAAGUAAAGGCGACGGCAAAGUGUAAGAGGCAAGAGGGGAUUAAAUAGGCCACACUACAACUAAUGAGGUGCCAGCACAAUACAAUUGCAACGCGCGGAAGGAGCUAAGAUAUUUGGUAUCACUGAUAGAAUUUGGAGGUUGUUUUAAAUAAUAUUUUGAAGAAAUUUGAUAAAACUUCAAAAUUCCAUUUAUAUACGUAUACGUGUGUAUACGAAUAUUAAUAUAUAUGUAUUGAUAUAACUGUACUGAUAAAAUGACAACGGAAAAAGAUUUGGUAAAUGCGGUAAGAGAAUCUUUAGAAGCUGGUGGAGAGCUUGGUCGUAUAAGAGCUGAAAUGCGAACUGAAGUUUUCAAAUUAUUAGAUAGUUCUAAUAUGGAAAAUAAAACACAAAAUUCCAAACAAUCUUCUGAUAUUGUUAUUUUCAAUGAGCUUGUUCGCGAAUAUUUAAAUUGGAUGGGAUUUAAAUACAGUUCAACUGUAUUUGUUGCAGAAUGCGAUCUUUCAAAACAUCCUUAUGAUCGAACAUUACUGGCACAAGCUUUGGGAAUAAAAGAAACUGAUACAAGCAAAAAGUUACCCUUGCUUUGUGGCAUAAUAGAUACAUUGAAGCAUAUGAAAAAUACAUAAGAAAUUAUA
Vespula vulgaris is the source of this 682-nucleotide messenger RNA. Its product is annotated as centrosomal protein 20-like. The transcript has 4 exons. Lineage: Eukaryota; Metazoa; Arthropoda; Insecta; Hymenoptera; Vespidae. The coding region runs from base 299 to 673 and encodes 124 amino acids. Gene Ontology annotation, cellular component: microtubule organizing center. Gene Ontology annotation, molecular function: protein binding. The record is from RefSeq and is a predicted model, not a curated record. Gene Ontology annotation, biological process: microtubule anchoring.